AUGUCAGGGAGCAAGGAUGACACAAACGCAAGAACAAACUUAGAGACCUUCUCAGGAGAGGAUGCGUCAGAAUACCGUAGAUGGAGACGAAAGGCAGAACUGUACUUGAUGGGGCUACCCACAACGGUCCCUGAGAGCAAAUGGGGAGCCAGACUAGUUGAACAUCUACGGGGAGAAGCGGAAGAGUUGAUGGAACAUGUAGAGCUGAGUACCAUCACUGAUGACAAGGGUUACAAAAAGGUGUUUGAACUUCUUGACGAGCGCUACAAAGAGCUGGACAAGGACGAGCUUCAACGCUGUCUCAAGUCGUACUUCUAUGCGGCGCCAAUCAAGAACCAGGAGACCUAUAGGAACUUUGUCAUACGGAUGGACACAGCCUACAGAGGGCUGACACGGCACAAAGUAGAACUACCUGAGCCAGUUAGAGGGUGGAUUCUACUGAAGAAGCUUCUUUUGGACUCGACAUCUGAGGCCCUGAUCAUGACGUCUACAUCGGGGUCACUGAACUACACAGAUGUCCUAGGAGCUCUCAAGGCUGUGUUCCCAAAUGGCCAGGGUCCCGGAGUGAACCCAGGCAAAUCAAAGGACAAGGAGAUCUUCAUUGCCCAGGAAGACAGUGAGACACCAAAUGAGGCCACUGAACUUGAAGUACCAGGCAACGAUGACUUCUUAGAGGUCAUGGAAGCAGUCGCCACUCAAGCUCAAGAACAGAGUGACUAUGAGUCUGAGGAUGCAUUGGAGGUGUUCGAGAACUACUCUAGCAUUCGAAAAAAGAUGCAGGAGAAGAAGACCUCUCGUGGCUUCAGACAAGUGAACACGACUGAGAAACAAUGGAAGCUUGAAGGAAGCUUUCAAGGAAAGCUGUCACUCUUGAAGGCAAAGACCAGAUGUCAUCACUGCAGGAGAAUGGGUCAUUGGAAGAAGGAAUGCCCGCUUCGACAAAAUCAAGGCAAGAAGAGCGAAGGAGGCCAGAAGGAGGUCCACAUUGUAGAGAGCUACAGUGAUGACGAGGCCUUCUUUGAGAGCUAUGUCCUAGACGAGGUCAAGGGCAAGGACUAUGAGCAGGAGUACCACGGGUACCAGGAGACUGACACCAAGACCAAGACGGAGACACAGAAAGACCAGGGUGCCAAGAGGAAUCGAGACAUAUGGGUCUUAGACAAGGAAAUGGGUGUCUUGGAACGCAUCCAUCAGAAAGAAAGGAAGGGACUUUUCACACCACAUGGAGUCAAAGAUCUUCCUAUCGCCAUGGAGGAAUUCUCGGGCGAACGGGAGACAAUCAUGAUCAAUGUGGCCACCGGAGAAAAGAGUGUCAUCAAGGACAACUACCAUACGACCAGAGUACCCCAUCAGAAGAUGGACUACAACUGGCGUGGAAAGACAAAACUCUACCUGAAGACCAUGGACCAGUCCAAGAAGUCAAGUACCUCGACUAAGGUGGUGGAUCCAGAUGCUCAGCUGCGACUUUUUGAACAUGAAGUGCUGAGCGCAAUUCAUGAGGGGGCGCAGCCAGUUUUUUCCAAGUCUGACCAGGCAGCAACCCUGGAUUCUCACGCAGUUCCCGACACGGCAUGUCGCCGUACGCUGAUCGGUGAUUAUGUGCUGUCAUUGCUUGAGUCUAGGUUGAAUGAGAAGGGUCUCAUUGUGAAGAGACCGCCUCGAGGAAAUCUGAGUGCCAUGUAUCGCACGCAGGAAGUGCCAAUGACACCACUGGCACAAGAGUUGAUGAACGGGCUCAUCGUGGAAGACAAGAUCGACAUGACCCAGGAAGAGAUCGAUCGCUACAGCGACCACGAGGAAGACGAGCCAAUGAAGCCAGUUCAUGGACAGGAAGUGAUGAAGGCCGGCAAGUACAAGAACACUCACAACAUGGAGUAUGCCUACACUCAGGACAAGAAGCAUCUGAAGUGGGUGCGCUCCAACAUCCAGCCACAGGGUUCAAGUCCAGAGAUGAGGCGUUACCGCCUCUAUGUGGAGAUGAGAGACCAGAAGAAGAGUCAGAGACUCUUGAGCCGAAUGGAACAGCAGCGUCCAGUUGCUCCUCAACCCAAGACCCAUGUGGCAGCAAUGACCACAGCCAAGGCGAAGGCAAAGUCAGUGGAACCACCAGCGAGCUCAAGACGUCGAGAGAGAGAGGGAGAAGGAUGGUCUCACGAGAUGACAGCGAUGGAGAUGGACUACGACGAGUACAAGACAUGGGCAUUUCUGGACGAGCUAGAGAAGGAAAAGAACCAAGAGCAGCAGAAUCAGAUGUGGCAGGAGAUCGUCACACAUGUGGCAGAGCAGAACCCAGAGAAGGCACAGAAGAUGAUGCAGGUGUCCGAGAUCAUGGGCAUUCACAUGGCAUGGAAGAUGUUCAAGGCAGUCGGGGAAAAAUAG
This is a messenger RNA of Cladocopium goreaui, 2379 nucleotides long. NCBI's taxonomy places the organism in Eukaryota, Dinophyceae, Suessiales, Symbiodiniaceae. The record is from the annotation of a GenBank genome assembly.